CAACUCCGAGUUUACGACAAUAUGCCAAAAAUCGAAAAACAUUCUUGGGAGGCUAAAAGGUUUGGUGCAGGCUUCAGUCCAGCGGGUGAACUACUAAUUGGAGGUGGCGGUGGCGCAUCGAGGACGGGUGUUAAAAAUAAACUGGUACUAUAUAAUUUGCAAGUAACAAAUUGGAAGAUUGAUAAACUUUCUGAAAUCGAGCUUGCUAUGGACGAAGAUGCACCCUCUGGCAUGGCUUUUCAUCCCGAGGAUAAUGUGGUUGCUUGCGCUAUUAAUAGCAAUGAAGAGACGAUUAAAGCUGGUGAAAAUCAAAAUUGUCGAAUUUUUAGAUAUUCUAAUGAGAAGAUUCAAUUAGUAAAUAAGAUACAAACAUUAACAAGUAAAGAUCCAAACGAUUAUCAAAAAGUUACCGCAUUCAGUAAAGAUGGACGUUAUUUAGCGACUGGUGGCUCUGAUAGUAGGUUGACGGUUUUAAAGUAUCCAUCACUUGAUGUUGCUUUUCCACCAAUGAAUUACGAUCAAAAAGAGAUUUAUGAUGUUGAUUUUGAUACAACUGGCAAACAGGUGGUAGCCAUUUCACCGAAAGCUCUGCGCGUAUGGUCUACUCAAAACGGAAAAUGUAUCCAGACCAUUGAUCGUCCUAUUUCUCAAAAGACUACGCAAUGUCUAUUCAGGGCAUGCAGAUUUGGAAGAGAAGCAUCUGAAGGAUUUCUUUACACUGUAGUCAAUUCGACAUCUCGUAAUAAAGCAUUUAUAGUUAAGUGGGAUCGGAAAACUUGGGAUAAAGUGGCUGAGCGAAUUGUCUCUCAAAAGCCAAUAGUUGCUUUUGAAAUCAGUGAUAAUGGAAAAUUAAUGGCUUAUGCUUCUUCAAAUAUGAGUAUUGGAAUUGUUAGCUCAGAGAAUCUGAGG
Ambispora leptoticha is the source of this 909-nucleotide messenger RNA. Lineage: Eukaryota; Fungi; Glomeromycota; Glomeromycetes; Archaeosporales; Ambisporaceae. The record is from the annotation of a GenBank genome assembly.